This is a messenger RNA of Spodoptera exigua (beet armyworm), 1906 nucleotides long. The record is from the annotation of a GenBank genome assembly. Lineage: Eukaryota; Metazoa; Arthropoda; Insecta; Lepidoptera; Noctuidae.
CCACAAAUCAUUGGAAAAGGUUGACCGGCGCGCGACUGCUGAGUUUUCGAGAAAAAUAAUCAAUUUAAAAGUUCUCGCUGUCUAGAACGUGCAUUUGCGCUACAGUUGCAAUUAAUAAAUUAAUUACUAAAAAUCUUUCAUCAUGACUUGUGAUGAAGGCGUAGAUAUCACAAAAACUGGAGAUCGUGGUGUGUUGAAGAGAAUCAUCAAGGAGGGUACAGGAACAGAUACCCCUAACCCUGGAUGUCAGGUCACUGUACACUAUACGGGAACACUCCUGGAUGGCACUAAGUUCGACUCCAGCAGAGACAGGAACGAACCAUUUGAAUUCAACCUAGGCAAAGGGUUAGUCAUAAAAGCAUGGGACAUAGGUGUAGCUACAAUGAAGAAAGGAGAGGUGUGUGUGUUGACCUGCGCACCCACAUAUGCCUAUGGGGCUGCUGGCAGCCCUCCCAAAAUCCCACCAAACUCCACUCUGCAAUUUGAGAUCGAGAUGAUAGACUGGAAAGUGGAGGACCUGUCUCCCGGCAAGAACAAGGGCAUCCUGCGUCACAUCAUUGAGCAGGGAACUGGCAACGAUAGUCCGAAUGAUGGCGCAAUGGUAACAGUUGAGCUGGAAGGAAGACUGCAAGCUGAUGGCAAGGUAUUCGAUACGAGAACAGUCACAUUCCCUCUCGGAGAAGGCAGUGAACACAAAGUAUGCGAGGGUGUCGAGAGGGCUUUAGAAAAAUUCACGCAAGGGGAGAAGUCCAGGCUCACCAUUCAGCCAAAAUAUGCCUUCAAAUCUGAAGGAAACGCUGAACUAGGUGUCCCACCCAAUUCGGUAGUGGAAUACACAGUGAAAUUGAAUAGUUUUGAGAAAACCAAAGAGGUUUGGUCCAUGGACGGGUCGGAGAAGAUAGAACAGGCGAAGAUGUCCAAAGAAAAGGGAACCAACUACUUUAAGGGAAGCAAAUUCCAACUGGCAAUCAAGAUGUACAAGCGCGUUGUUUCAUUAACUUCAGACCUGACAAAGGACUUGAGUGAAACAGAAGAAAUCAUAAACCAAGCUAAGGAGCUUCUUCUGUCAGCGUACUUGAACCUCUCCCUAGUCUACUUGAAGGUCACACCAGCUCACUACUUUGAGGCCAAGGACAAUGCAGUGAAGGCUUUGGAGUUGGACAAAAACAAUGUUAAGGGUCUCUUCAGGAGAGGCCAAGCUCAGUUGGGACUUGGAGAGCCUGAAUUAGCCAUCAAAGACUUUGAAAAGGUUGUGCAAGCUGAACCACAGAAUAAGGCUGCCGCUAACCAGAUAAUCGUUUGCAAGACGGCGAUCGCGAAACAGAAGCAGAAAGAGAAACAGCUCUACGCCAACAUGUUCGAGAAGUUCGCUAAAUACGACACGGAGGUGGAGAAGCAGCGAGCUAAAGAUGAGAUAGACGUAAUAGGUGAGAAGGUAGGCGAAUGGGGCGCCGGCGAGGGUGAGUGGACUGAUCAGCAACGGCUGAGGAAACCCACUGAGUUCGAAAAGGAAAACCCUAACAUCCUACUCUUAGACAAGGACGGACAGUUCGAGAACAUGUGAACUCACCAUUCACAAAAUUCCAAGUGGAUGCUUAUAUAGACUAUGUUGUAUGUAGAUGUGUAAUUAUUUUAUUUGAAUAAAUAUUAUGCCCCAUAUGAAGCGAAAAAUCAACCCUGGUACAAUAUAAUGUAUGUAUAAUUGAUUAUAGUUAAGUAUGUCAGUGGACUUUUUACUCAAGGAUUUUUCUAUGUAAGCGUCCAUCUUAGAAUAGAUGCCUUCUGCCUCAAAAGUGCAUUAUAUUAGUUGUAAACUCUGAUCAAACUGUUUGUUUGUCUGGACACUUAAUUCAUAGAUCUCUUCACCAAACUUGUGUAUUGUAUAUUUGUUGUACUACUUACGGAC